AUGAGAGUAGUGGUGGUACUUGGAUUUGAAAGGUGGUUCCUUGCAAAUCUCUUCAAGAAAGCUUCUCUAAAAUCGAUCCAUGACUCGAUUGUAGAGAGUGGCUCAUGCUGCGCCCAAUCUAGUGCUGGUCCAGCUAGUGAUGUGCUGAAUAGCAUCAUCUUCUUCUCAAAACGUCUCCAGGUCGGCUGCUUCAAGGUAGGAAGAAGUUUCUUCUUUGUCUUCAAAGGGAUGGUCUUGGAGGACUAUCCCAUGAAGGUGGUGGUGCUUGAGGGCUUGACAUCUCUUGUUCGCUCAAGAGGUGACUUUGAGGUGGUAUGUGGCGAAUUGGCAUCGCCUUUAUAG
This is a messenger RNA of Microthlaspi erraticum, 342 nucleotides long. Lineage: Eukaryota; Viridiplantae; Streptophyta; Magnoliopsida; Brassicales; Brassicaceae. The record is from the annotation of a GenBank genome assembly.